AUGUCACUCGAACGUUUGGGUGUCGAUCAAAAUGAAUUAAAUUCGGCUUUGGCGGCAGCAAGUAGCAAUGAGGAGAAAGCGGAAAUGGUUCAUAGUGGAGAUAUUGUGGUAGACGAUAUGGAGUUGGAGGCUGUACCCAACAGCGGAGAUACGAAUGCAUAUUUGUUAGUGCCAGCCGGUGGAAGCAAUGAGCGUGAAAGUGUUGAAAAGAAUACGAUUGAUGGUGGCAACGGCAGACCAGACGACAAUCUACAGCCUCAUGAAACUGCAGACAUGCUGAUGGUGGAGUCAAAUGAUGCGCCAUUACACGUGGCCCUUCUUGCAGUGCCCGUAGAACAACAAGAGCCGGUGGCUGCCGGAGAAGAUACAAAGCAUAACAAUAAUGCCUCACAGCACGAUGACGGACGCAUGGAUGAUGAAGUUUCAAUUUUAACGGAUAAAAUUUUGGAGAUCCCUACCGAACUAGACACGCAAGAAAUUGUGCCAGUCGCAGUUGAUGAAACGCCACAGGAAUCUGUUGAGAAACUAGAAGUUGCCGCAUUAAACGCUGGGGAAGGCUUGGAUAGUGAGAAUACAAUCAGCGCCGAACAUGAAACUCUAGCUGACAUGAUCUCAGAUGCAGUGCUGGAAGUGGAGAAGGGUCUGGAAGAAGCACAAUUGGCAAAUGAGUCAGCAAAUAAUGCUGCGGCUGCUGAAAGUGAAGCUACGGGAGUACAGGAAACCACUUUGGCAGCAGUCGAGGAGGCAGAAUAUUCUAAAUACGAACAGGACGAGGAAAAACAGCCGGCCAUUGAGAGCUCAUCGGCAAUGGAAGAACAUAAGUUACCCGUGAUUGUUUCGGUGCCCAUCGACGCAAUACAUACGCAGCAUGAAAAUAGUGAAGAAGAUGUCGAACACUCGCUUGAGAGUGAAGCGGUUGUAGAAGAAGCUAAUUUGGAAGAAAAUGAAAUUAAAGAGGACACAAAAGAACAAUUAGUGAAAAAUGAAAAUACUGAAGAAAUAACAGCUAAGCCGGCUGAAAGUAUUGAGCCUGCAGAACUUGUGCCAGUGGAGAGCGCUGCUGUUCAGCCUAAUAAAGGAAACUUAGAGCCACAUAACGAGCAGAUUGAAAAAGUUUCAGAGUCUGAAGACUUGGCGGAAGAUGCUGAGCACUCACAAAACGCUGAGCAGCAUAUUGAAGGGCAUGAAAUAAUAAAUAGUGAGUCAGAAGUCAAAAGGGAAGAAAAUUUGGAUGAAACCAAAUCAGAGGAGGAUGAAGUAAAUCCAAUGGCGGAAUCUAUUGAAAAAGAAAUAACAGCGGAGAUAGCUGGCAUGAUUGCUGAAGAAAAAGGGGAGCUUACACAGAACGAGGACAAUCGGGAAGAUGGCAAACAAGAAGAUGCGAUGAAAGAGGAUAGUCAAACGGAGGAGGAUCACAAAAUAGUCAAUGAUAUUCAAAUAGCUGAAGAACCCCAAAGAGCAGAAGUAGUCGACGCAGCAGAUGGAGAUCAAAUUGCGGAAGAGAGUCAUACAACAGAGGAAAAACAAGCUGUUGAAGAAACUUUAGCUGCCGAAGAUAAUAACACAGCACAAGAAGUAUUGCAAACUGUCGAAGGAAGUCAAGCAGUUGAAGACAUACAAACCGCAGAAGAAGCGCAAACAGCUGAAGAAAACAUUAAGCAAGGAGAGAUUGAUGAGCGAAAUGAAGCAGAAGAGUUAAAGCGGAAGCAGGACAAAAUUCAAGUGGAUGGAUUAAAACCAGUAGAUAAAGCAGAUGAAGAAACAAUCCCUGUAGGUGAAGUGGCAGACUUAGCUGCACCAGAGGAAGUUGCUGCUGACGAGAUUCGCGAACAAGAAUUGAAACCAGAGACAAUACUGCCCAUGGAAAGCAAGCCUGAGCAAGUUGCAAGCGUAGACAGCAAACAAGAUGAGCCAGUUGUAGGGCAAACGCAACCAGAGGAGGCAUCAGUAGAAGAAAAUAAACAAAACGACGUAGAACAACAAGAGUUGGGGACGGACAACCAGCAACAAGAAGUUACUAGUGCAGAACUUCAAGAUACAAGUGUCAUUCAAGCUGAUGAGAAAGGAGAAGCCACACUAAGUGAAAACCAGCAAGCGGUGGAAGAGAAAUUAGAGGAAGACUCAAUUUUAGCACAAGCAGCGGCCGAGCUGGAGGCAGAAAAUUUAGAAAAGUUAGAGCAACCAGAAAUGAUAAAUAACGAAAUGCCGACUGAGCAACAAAAUCUAGAACAAUUGAGUGAACAGAAGCCAGCACGGGAAGAAACACAAACGAGCCAAAUGGAAGAAAUACAGCAGCAAAUAGAAGCGCUAAUGGGGGAACAGCAGCUAGAGUCUGAGGAACCACAACAGCAAAUAGUUGAACUCGAACAAGAAAAAUCAGAAACAGAAAAUCAGCAGGAAGUAGAAAACUUAGAACAGGAGCAGCAAGUACUGCUGGAAGAAUCAGAAAAGUUGGCACCAGAAGCCACUUUCGGACAACAGCAGCCAAUUAUCGAAAUACAACAUAGUUCGGACGCAGAAACUCAACCGCAGCUCAGCCAGCCUCCUGCUGGUGUGCCAGCCCAAGUGCCUAGUAAUGUUGUUGAAGAAUCGCUGAAUAGUGGGCACAUUGAGCCUGCUACAUCGCUCCUAACAACGAUCGUACAGCCGCCACAAGAACACACAUAUCCACAGCAACAGCAACCCACGCCGGUAGAAAUCGAAAAUGUUGAAGCACCAUCGACGUCAACACUCGUAGGUGUCAACAAUCCACCAGCAGCAGCAGUGGCAGCAUCCUCAGUAGCGCCAAUAAAUGUCAUGGAUAGUGUGCUCAAUUAUGUGAAUGCCUCAUUUAUGCAACUUAAUAAUAACAACAAACAACAACAACAAGCAACACAAACCAUGAAGGAUGAUAAUGAUGAUGACAAUGAUUUAAAUGCACAGUUGAGACGGUACGAUGGUGCUCAGGUCUGGAGAAUUGUUGUGCAAAAUGAUCACGAUAGAAAAAUGGCGGAUGAACUGCAAACUAAAUACG
This is a messenger RNA of Rhagoletis pomonella (apple maggot), 3013 nucleotides long. RefSeq names its product trichohyalin-like. Lineage: Eukaryota; Metazoa; Arthropoda; Insecta; Diptera; Tephritidae. The record is from RefSeq and is a predicted model, not a curated record. The transcript has a single exon. The annotation marks the transcript as partial.